AUGAGAGUGCCACAGCUCAUCUUCAUCCCUGCUCUUGCUGGGCUGUCGACUGCCACAAGCUAUGCUCUCAAUGGCUCCGACGAUGCGUGCGCUGCCAUCGCAGAACAAUUUCCUUCCGACGUCGCUUACUCCAACACGACAUCUUACAUCCUAGCCAAUAAUUACUGGUCCCAUCGCCAAGCAGAAGUUUAUCCUGAUUGCUUCGUCUCUCCCCGAACCACGAAAGAUGUCUCAAAGAUGAUGAAGAUUCUCACUUCUCUGGAUGCGCCCUUCUCCGUCAAGAGCGGCGGCCAUACUGCCUUCGCAGGUGGCUCUAAUGUCGCCGGUGGUGUCACAAUCGAUCUUCAGCAUCUCAACAACAUCACCGUUUCUAAAGACCGCGAAACUGUUUCUAUCGGACCUGGAAACCGAUGGAUCAACGUCUCUGAGGCUCUUGAUCCGCUCAAACUCGCUGUAGUAGGCGGGCGUGUGGCGAAUGUCGGUGUAGGCGGACUCAUUCUCGGUGGUGGUAUUUCGUACUUUUCAGGCUCCAAAGGCUGGGCUUGCGAUAACGUGCGCAACUAUGAAGUUGUUAUCGCAUCCGGUGAUAUCGUCAACGCAUCGCCAGAUACCAACACCGAUCUUUACUGGGCACUACGAGGCGGUGGUGGUUCCAACUUUGGCAUCGUGACACGCUUUGACUUGGCUUCCUUUGAACAGGGCGAUUUGUGGUCAACUUCACUCAUUCACCCAGGCGCUCUCAACACGACAAUCAUACCACAUUUCCAGAACUUGACUGAGAAUGGUCUGCCAGAAGAUCAAAAUGCGCACAGCUUUUUCGUCCUGACCUAUCAGCCGCUCUUUGAAGGAUAUAUUGCGCUCACAAGUCUUUAUCACUCCACGAUUCCCUCGCCAGCGAAAAGUAUACCUCCAGUCUUCUCCUCGCUCACGGAUAUUCCUGGGGCUGUCUCGAAUGAGACGGUUGUAGCCAACAUCUCUACGCACUCCAAACUUAUCGACGUUCCCUACGGUUCGCGACAGACUUGGUGGGAUAUCACAGUAUCGGCCAAAUCCGCAUCAUUCUUCACAGAUCUUGUACCUCUUUUUGAGGCCCGCAAUGCUAAGCUCCUUGAGGCCGCCAACGGAAGCAGCGUCGUUCCUUUCUUGGUUUUCCAACCUUUGUCGGUUAACAUUCUCCAAGCAAUGCAAAAGAAUGGUGGCAACACGUUUGGUCUUGGCCCAAAGGAGGGACCCUUGAUGAUUGUACAGAUUUCUACGACUUGGGAGGAUCCUCAACUGGACAAGCUGGUGGAGGAUAGUUCACAGGAGUUCAUCAGCACAGUUGAAACCAUGGCAGCGGACCGUGGUCUGAACAAUGGGUUUGUCUACAUGAAUUACGCAGGAAGCAAACAGCAGGUGCAAAAGCACUACAGCGAGGAGAGUCAACAGAGGCUGAAGAAGGUGGUUGAUGAGUGGGAUCCUGAAGGGAAGCUAGCACGUCUGUGGAGAGGCUACUUCAAAGUCUAG
Molecule: messenger RNA, 1506 nt
Organism: Fusarium venenatum
Lineage: Eukaryota; Fungi; Ascomycota; Sordariomycetes; Hypocreales; Nectriaceae
Molecular function (GO): FAD binding
Source: RefSeq, a predicted model, not a curated record